Molecule: messenger RNA, 482 nt
Organism: Priapulus caudatus
Lineage: Eukaryota; Metazoa; Priapulida; Priapulimorpha; Priapulimorphida; Priapulidae
Exons: 2
Coding region: 51-482 (143 amino acids)
Source: RefSeq, a predicted model, not a curated record
ACUACAGUGUGACGUCACAUGCGAACAUCCGCUUCUGUGGUGAUUACGAAAUGGCUGAGAACGAUGACUUUGUUGACUUGGAAAACGAUGACUUGGAAGUGUGUGAAGGAGUGGUUCUGCCGUAUGAGUAUGAACCGAUGCUAAAUUGUGUAGUUGGUGAUAUUGAUGGGGGAGUGAGUCGUCUGACUGAUGAUGGUGACGAGCCGGCUCUUCCGCCGCUGGAUGAAUGGUGCUCUUGUGGACAUUGUGCGUUGAUGGCAACAAUGAAAGAGAACGUUUGCUGCCGUCAAUCGUCCAACUUUCGGAAAAAGAUUGAAACUAUGGGCCAUAAAUGCAUCACUGAGCACCCAGGUUUCCAAUCAAACUGUCUGGAUAUAUAUGUUUUGGAAGCAACAUAUUAUGAGUUUCGCGCCUACUAUCCUCACCGUGCAGUCGGAUUCAACCGUGUCACUUUGAUUUCCAUUAUCUGGAACAUUAUUUGA